This is a messenger RNA of Amblyraja radiata (thorny skate), 4245 nucleotides long. RefSeq names its product double C2-like domain-containing protein beta. The record is from RefSeq and is a predicted model, not a curated record. The coding region runs from base 256 to 1437 and encodes 393 amino acids. Gene Ontology annotation, cellular component: synapse; membrane. Lineage: Eukaryota; Metazoa; Chordata; Chondrichthyes; Rajiformes; Rajidae. Gene Ontology annotation, biological process: exocytosis; spontaneous neurotransmitter secretion; regulation of calcium ion-dependent exocytosis. The transcript is spliced from 9 exons.
AAGACAAGGAGCGCCGAGGUAGUGAAGCAGCAUGCACAGGGUUUCUACAACUCAAUGUAUAUGAGCACCCUAGCCCAGCGCUGGAGACUCGUCUGCGCUGUGUAACAGAGAGAGCACCUUAUAUUCGCUACUCUGUCCCCACUUCAAGAUUCAGGGUGGCUUUCCCCCCCCCUCGCUCUCUCUCUUCCCCCCCUCUUUCUUUAUCUCUUACUUCUUCCCUUCUGCCGACUGCUGUGUUUGAAAAGGGUCGCAUGCAUGACAGUCCGAAAAGGAGAGAAAAUGGCCAUAAGCAUUCAGGAGCAUAUGGCUAUCGACGUCUGCCCGGGUCCCAUCAAACCUAUUAAACAAAUCUCUGAUUACUUCCCUCGUUUUCCUCGUGGCCUUCCCUCGGCCGUGAACCGCAACAACUCUAUGCAUUCCACCGUCAGCCAGCCCCCAGUCACCCAGUCCGAGGCUAGGAAGGAGGAUGAUGAUGUGGACAAAUUGUUUGGUGCUUAUGGAACCGCAUCAGCAGCACCUGCCAAAGCUGAGGAGGAAAUUGACAUCGACGGCUAUGAAUCCGAUGACUCCACCUCCCUGGGUACAUUAGAUUUCAGUUUGCUGUACGAUCAAGAAAACAAUGCCCUCCAUUGCUCAAUAAAUAAAGCCAAGGGCCUGAAGUCAAUGGACCACAACGGGCUUGCCGAUCCAUAUGUCAAAUUGCAUUUGCUCCCAGGCGCCAGUAAGGCGAACAAACUGAGGACAAAGACUUUGCGCAAUACUUUGAAUCCGGUCUGGAACGAGACUCUCACUUACUAUGGAAUCACUGAUGAGGACAUGGUACGAAAGACAUUAAGAGUUUCAGUUUGUGAUGAAGAUAAAUUCCGUCAUAACGAGUUUAUUGGCGAGACCAGAAUUCCGCUGAAAAAGCUAAAGCCAAAUCAAACGAAGAAUUUCAACAUAUGCCUGGAGAAGCAACUGCCAAUAGAUAAAACAGAAGACAAGUCACUGGAGGAGCGUGGCCGCAUUCUCAUUUCUUUGAAGUACAGCUCUCCGAAGUCUGGGCUUGUUGUCGGCAUAGCGCGAUGUGCACAUUUAGCAGCGAUGGAUGCAAAUGGCUACUCAGACCCUUAUGUGAAAAUAUAUUUGAAGCCAGACGCUGACAAGAAAUCAAAGCAUAAGACAGCUGUCAAAAAGAAAACCCUUAAUCCAGAAUUUAAUGAGGAAUUUUUCUACGAGAUCAAGCAAGCGGAUUUGUCUAAGAAAACUCUGGAAGUAACUGUUUGGGAUUACGACAUUGGAAAAUCAAAUGAUUUCAUCGGUGGGGUGACACUUGGAAUCAAUGCAAAAGGCGAACGUUUAAAGCAUUGGUUUGACUGUUUGAAGAGCAAGGACAAGAAAAUAGAACGCUGGCACACGUUGACUAACGAACUCCCGGGGUCUAUCCUCAGUGAUUGAUGCCAGCUGCCCGGUGGUGAUCUUGCCCCUGCAUCAUGGCAUAGGACAAGUGAGGUUCUGUCUGAGAGUGAGUGAGUGCCACAGAAAGGUCGGGCCUUUUGCACUUUUCUUUUCAGAAACAAGUCUCUCUAGGCCUCUUCACAGAUACCUAACUUUGCCUGGUAAUCUUGUGGCUUACAUAUUGGCUUACGUACAUGUUUACAUGCAUUUGUGUAUCUGAGCACUUGCGAUAAAUUUCAGAGGAGUCCCUUUGGAUAAUUUUUUUAUAAUUAAUUUAGCACCAGGAAUUAUCCGCUUUUGAUGGCUGAUACGUUUAGCGACCCAGACCAAGCAAAUUAUUUUUAUGUUUUUGAAGUAUUUAAAUUUUAUUAGGGCAAGCGAAACAUGUCUGGAGUACUUAAAUAUAGAUUUCCUCUCUACUACAGACAGACGAACCAGUUCGAGAAAAAGUUGCACAAAGGAACUGAUCUUGUCUUAAACCUAGUCAUAUUUUGGAGUAAUAUAGUACUUUUGAUACAGUGCAGGAGAAUGGUGGCCUUGAUAGUGACCAAUUCUCCAUAAGUUUCAAUUAAAGUAGUGAAAGUACACAUAGCUUUUCAUUAUCCAGAAGAACAUUCACAAGACCAAAACCGAGCUUUAAGAAUGGCGUACGUAAAAUAAAUGUAACACGAUUCUCAUGUCAAUUGUCUUCUUUCCAUCAAUGGAAUUGGAAAACGCAUGGUGUAUGGAUGUCACCCUUCGGCAGUGGAGGCAUAGGUUUAAAUGGAGCACAGGAGGUGAAUUAUUAAUUGUGGUCCUAACGAAGCGUUUCACUAUUCAGAUGCCAUCUCAAUAAAUCUCGCAUUCCGGUAGGAAUCAAAGAAAUAAGGCAGUUCUCAGUUAACUGUGCUGCACUGCAAACCCGGAGUCAAAUGAGAAGAGAUGAGAAGUGUUACCAAAGUUGUUAACCAUCUGAAAAAUAACCAGGUUCCAUAUCUGUAGGACCUGGUAGAAGAUGUGGGGCUAACUAACUAUCCCAUUUGAAAAGGCAGUACAGAAAUGCAAAGGAAAUAAUCUCCUUCUAAAAUUUAGGAUAAUCUCCUAAUAAUCUCCUUCUAAAAUUAAAAUAAUUACCGAUCAAUACCAUACUCAAGCCAGGAGAACCUCUGAAGAAGUUCUCAACCCGAAACGUCACCUGUUCCUUUUCUCCAGAGAUGCCGACUGACCCGCUGAGUUACUCCAGCUUUUUGUGUCAAUCUUUGGUUUAAACCAGCAUCUGCAGUUCCUUCCUGCACGAACCUCCUCCAUAUUUGGUACAGAGCACAGAAUAUCUCGAACAGCUUAAAUUAACCAGUCCUCGUGUAUUUUUAUUAAAUAUUCGCUCGUGCAAUAUCGCUAAAGUUAUCCAACAGUACUUAUACAGUUACAUCCCCAUGAAGACUACCUGGAAAAGCUGACCCACCACAACAUCCCAAAAGCUGCUUUAAUCUCAAAAAGGCCCACACAAACUGUACCAUAUAUAUGGAAAUAGCAUUCAUAUUUUAUCUUUUCACAUCCUCAGGCCCUCUCGAAAAACACUUUGCAACAAACGACCUGCUUUUUGCGCAGACCCUUUGAAGACAUGGCAUUUCUUUUCAAAUUGAACCCUGGGGCAACCUCCAGAGAAUCUUCGCUUUUGAGACCUUAUUUCUGCUACUUUGGCCCUUGCUCCGUUCUACCUUCCAAAUCCAAACUAAUUUCCACCCAAGAUGUCACUAACAUUUAUAGAGAGAAAAUAAAAGUUACAGUUGAGACGUCAGCCCAAUCUUACAGGGAAGCAGUAAAUCUAGCAUCAGGCUCGACAUAUUAAUUUCUGAACUGACAUGUUUUAAAAACAUCACUCCCAAUAAUUCCAAAUAUUUGGACUUUUUUAAAAGUAUCUACUAAAUAAUAAAACUACGUUGAAUGUGCAGAACUCAGUUUGACAAUGAACUCUUGUACACUUUAUAUGAAUCUGAAUUUUGUAUGGAUUUCAAUUAAUGUGCAUGGAGCUUAUUUGGCUGCUAUUAUUGUAUUAACUUGCAAAGCAACAAGCAACAAACAUUCCAGUUUGAAACUAUAUUGUGGGUAUGAUAGCCAACAAGAUGUUUCGAGUAUUGCUAGCAAGAUUACACUCUGCAUGAAGUGUUAACUUCCUAAUGCCUUGAAGAUAUUUGGCAGUUAAUCAUUUAUUUUCUGUGAAUGAGCCUUGCACUACAUGUUAUUGUUAUAUAAUAAACAUUAUCUAUUUUAUUAUUUUGCAUGGUUUGUAACCAUCCAACCUUACUUCAAGAGGAAGGGAUAAAUGUUAUGCCAAAGGUCCUUUUUGACUGUCUUCUUACUGUCUACAUGGUUCCUAAACUGACCUCAGUUUUACAUCUCAAUUUACCCUUGUAUGGAACAAGUGAUCAUGUGAUUACAACAAUAAAUCUUCUCUCCGAAACUACUGCACAAUCUUAUUUAUAUGACCUGAAAGUGCUCAUCAUUUCUCAACAUUGAUAUUAUUUACAUUGUCUAAAUCAUAGAAAAUGCAGGUAAACUUGCUCUUUGCUUUCUAUAUUGACUAUGAUGGUAUAGGGCGAUAAGAUAACAGUAUUUUGAGCAGUGAUAAUUGCACUUUGUGUUGUCUGUGUUGCAACAUGCAUCCAGGAAGAAUGUAGUCCAGAGUGUAAAGCUCAACAAGUAACUUUAUAAAAGAUUAUCAAAACUGUCCCAUGAAUGGUUAAUAUAAACUGAAUGUGUAUUUCCAGAAUUUCUUGACAGAAAUGUUUCAUAUCAGAACACAAAACACAAUAAAAAGACCAAAGAGUA